Molecule: messenger RNA, 1229 nt
Organism: Ectocarpus siliculosus
Lineage: Eukaryota; Phaeophyceae; Ectocarpales; Ectocarpaceae
Source: the annotation of a GenBank genome assembly
UUCGCAGACACCAACAGAGUCGCGUACCGCACACUGCUCCAAGCCCCUCAACAGCAGCUGCAGCAUGUCUUCUCGCAAAACCCGUUUGGCCAGCGAGAAGCACCUCCAAAAUGUCACACGGCGCGGCUCGGUACCGAAGGGGAAGAUCGAGAACAAGAAGACUGGCUACGCGGUAGGACCGUGCCUGCUCUUCUUUUUCUUGUUCGUCGUGUUGGGGUCGAGCCUUUUCCAGGUCUUGAAGGCGGCGGGCGCAACCAAGUAGUCCAAGAGAUCCGGAGAUAGGAGCUCGCGGCCUGCCCGGGGAAGAGGCGGUAGAUAGCCUCCUCUCGUUGGACCGUACUGGUCUCGGUCCAUGCUUGUUCGCUGCCGGCGGACACACAGGCUACGGUCGGCCGGCCACCACGCCUCCGCCCCCAAACGGGAGGGGGGUUUACGGGCGGUGGGGGGGGACUCGGGUUGUGGAUGGGGGGGCUGGCUGGCUCAGGCUGCAGGCGGAUGAAAGCAGCGCGGUAGUGGGGGCGAGGAAACCACAGACGGAACCUUCAGGCGGACAGAGGGGGGGGGGGUGGGGGUCGGUUUGCACCGGGGAAUUCACGCCCGGGUAUUUGGACCAGUUCAUAUGUAUGCCCUCCCUCGCCGUCUAGGGUUGGUGUUGUAGAGGGGACUAUCGUGGUAUGCCGGUUAAAGGCGUCAAGCGUUAUUAUAUAAAGCUGAACCUUGAUGCAGCGGUCCCCGUCGCGACAAUAUGCGGCAGUUUCGUGUGUAGCUCUCCUGCGAUUGGUUGCGGUUGCAGGCUUGAAUGUGCCGGCUUCCAUAGGUCGCUGGCCAAGAUAAACCCGCAUGUUCGUCGCCAGGGUUUUGGCGAUUCACUGCUGUAUUGGAAUCGUUCUUCAUGCAUACUGUAAGCGGUGGCGUUCUCGUGCCGCACCGAAAGCGGGGGAAAAUAUCCUGCCUGGUUUCGGUGAAGACGCGCCUCCUUGAUGGGAUGUUUAGGGGGGGGGUGUACUCAAGUGCUGGUUGUCUCCGUCGCCAAGCCAUGGACUAAAAUAUCCUGUGAACAGAGUUGUUCAAGAUGCAUAUGUGGGGGAGGAAUUCGCUGUGCUCAGCCGACACCCUUCUCCCGUGAUUUGUUCGUAGCUCAAGCACGUGAAUAGUCUAGUCGGUCGUCCUUUUCCAGUCCGUGUAUCGUCUCUUUUUGCUUGCAAACAGCCGCCGCUCUAAACUGGGCA